Molecule: messenger RNA, 985 nt
Organism: Synchiropus splendidus (mandarinfish)
Lineage: Eukaryota; Metazoa; Chordata; Actinopteri; Syngnathiformes; Callionymidae
Product: C-reactive protein-like
Exons: 5
Coding region: 111-791 (226 amino acids)
Source: RefSeq, a predicted model, not a curated record
AGAAAGGCAGAAGUUGCAGGCAGAAAUUAUGGAAGUAAAAGCCGGCAGGAGAGCAUAAAUGGGAAGGAGAUUCCAGAGUGUGCAGAGGCGCUGCAGGAGGCUCCGCUGACAUGAUGAGGUCACUGCUUCUGUUGGGGCUCCUGAGCGCUUGCUCGGCUGUUCCACAAGAUCUGACCGGCAAAGUGUUCACCUUCCCACAAAGCUCCACGUCGUCCUACGUGAGGCUGACGGCCUCGCACACUCAGUUCGCCAAGGCAACGCUGUGUCAAAGGUUCAUGACGGACCUCAGGAGGGAUCACGGCCUCUUCUCUCUGUCCACGCGAACCUUUCCCAACGGCCUCCUGAUUUUCUGGGACGAACCCAACAAGGAGAUGGAGGUUCACGUCAGAGACAAGAAAGCAGAGUACUACAAAUCGGACAUAAAGCUCAACAUGUGGCACUCUCUCUGCGCCACCUGGGAAUCCAGCAACGGGCUGGUGCAGCUGUGGAUCGACGGCCAGCCGUCCAUUAGAAAGUAUGUUGCCUGGGGAACCAACUUCACUGAGAGCCAGCUCAUCAUCAUCCUGGGACAGGAGCAGGACAGCCACGGAGGAUCCUUUGACAGCAAGCAGUGCUUCAUUGGGAUGAUGGCCGACGUGCACAUGUGGGACUACGUCCUGUCGCCCUGUGAGAUCCAGGCAUACGUGGAUGACCGCAACUUCACCCCUGGGAAUAUGCUCAACUGGAAGGCGCUGGAGUUCCAGAUUUUUGACAAAGUGCUGAUCGAGGACAAACAAAUGUCCUGCCACUGAUGGAGACGCCAUCAUGAUCAUGAAACCGAUUUUCUUUUUGUCUGUUCAUCCUGUAUGGUCCAGGCUCACGGGUGGCUUUAGCUUCGAACAUGUCACGUUGCUAUGCUUCUGUAACACCCCAAAUGUCCCCAAGGUGGGAAGAAUAAAGGCAACUGCAAAGAACAAUAAUAAAACAACACCCCCUGGUGUUUUGA